Molecule: messenger RNA, 1725 nt
Organism: Pneumocystis jirovecii RU7
Lineage: Eukaryota; Fungi; Ascomycota; Pneumocystomycetes; Pneumocystales; Pneumocystaceae
Exons: 8
Coding region: 1-1725 (574 amino acids)
Biological process (GO): Golgi organization; endoplasmic reticulum to Golgi vesicle-mediated transport
Cellular component (GO): Golgi apparatus
Molecular function (GO): small GTPase binding
Source: RefSeq, a predicted model, not a curated record
AUGAAGAAACUUUCACAGAAAACACAUUCUUCUGAACAAAAAAUAAAAUCUAAAACAAAAAACUCUGGCACAAAAAAGAAUUGCAAAAAACCUAUAUCUCUAAAUUCAGCCAGUCAAAAUGUUUCAAUGGAUACAGUUAUUAAUAAUAUACCACCGGAAAAUAAUACUUUUCAUCAAGAAGUAUUAGUAGAUGAAUCAGCAAAGUCUCAUUUAUCUAAAUUAGAGCCUUUGGAAGACAAAAAGGGUUCUGAAAACUCGGAAAAAAAACUCUUUUUAAAUAAUCUUACCGAUGAAACUGUACAACAUAUUACUAAUGGUAUUCAAGUAUUUGAUAUAGUAGGAAAUACAGAUGUUUUAAGAAAAUCUCAAGAGAGAAUAUCCAUAGAUCCUGAAACUGAAUAUGAUUCUUUGCUUAGCGCCCCAGAGCUAUCUAAUUCAUGGCAUCAAGAACGUGAAUCUUUUUUAUCAGAGAUUUCGAAUCUGCAAAAAUCUUUGAAAGCAGAACAAGAUCAGAAAAAUACUAUAAUUGAAGAAAAUGAAAAAAAAAUGAAAAUUAUUUUAGAUGAAAAGACACAACUUGAAUUACAAUAUCGCAAUUUUUUAGGAAAGUUGUCAACUAUAAAACAAGGUCUCGAAGAAAAACUAAAAGCAGAUUCUGAAAGUUUAGCUUCUAACAAGAAAAUAAUAGACCAACUUAAAGAUGAAAAUCAAGAGCUUCUAAAGCAAAUUUCUUGUUUAAAAGAAGAAUUAUUUAAUGUAAAUAAUGAUUGUUAUGAAAAAUCUAAAGAAAUUAUUUUUUUAAAUGAAAGAAUUGAGAAGUUAGAGCAAGAAUGGGCUAAUGAAAAAGAUAUAUUGUAUAAACAACAAUAUGCUUCAAUUAAAGAUGUUGAAAAAUAUAAAAAACUGUCAGAAGAUUGGAAAGAAAUAGCGUUAGAAGAAAGAAUGAGUAAAAAUGAUUUUAAAGAAAGACUAGAAGAGCUUAAAGAAAAGGUUAAAGAUCUUGAAAAUUUAUUAAAACAAAAACAUAUUUUAAAUACUGAACUCGAAAAAGAGAAUACUCAGAACCGUCAAAUCAUUGAUGAAUAUGAAAAAAAAAUUAAUGAAGUUAUUGAAAAUCAUCAAAACGAUAUUAAACAAGUAACAGGUGAAUUAGAGUCACAAAUUGGUAUUUUUAAAGAUAAAAAUCUCGAGUUAGAAAAUUAUAUAAAUAAAUUAGUUCUUGAAAAAGAAGAGAAUGAAGAAAAAAUUAAAAGACUUUUAUUGUUUGAGAAAGAAAUUAAAGAAAAAAAUUUACUUAUUGGUAAAUUAAAGCAUGAAGCGGUAAUUUUAAAUGAGCAUCUUGUAAAAACUUUAAAGUUAUUAAGAAAGGAUAACUCUGAAGAAAGUAUUGAUAAAAAACUUGUUACAAAUUUGAUUUUAUCUUUUAUUACUCUUCCAAAAAAUGAUACAAAACGAUAUGAAGUUUUACAAUUAAUGUCUGCCUUUCUUCAUUGGACUGAUGAAGAAAAAGAGCAUGCAGGAUUAAUAAAAUCAAAAAAUAUGUCAUCCGAAAAUAUUUUGUCUAGUUUUAAUUUUCCUUUAUCACCAUUAUCUCAUGAUUUUUUAAACUUUAAUUAUAAUCAUGUUAUGGAUCAUAAUUCAUUUAAUAAAAAAUCAAUGUCUGAUUUAUGGAUUUCCUUCCUUCAAAACGAAGCAACUGUUAAGAAUUCAGACUUAAAUAAAUGA